UUGGCAAUAAGCUUCCAUUUGUGGACACCGCUUCUGUCUGUAAACGUUGUCUGGGAAGGGACAUUAUUCAUUACGGAUAUACUGUGUGUGUGUUUCUGUGUUUUUUUUUAUUAUAAUGGUCAACCGGGAAAGGAAAAAGGAGUAAAUAUAAUAUAUUGAGAAGCCGGUUACGGGGACUUCACUCAGGUGCCAGGAGUUUUGAUGCAGGGUGCCUUCACAACGUAGGUUGAGACAGCAGUGGGAAAGGGUGCAGCCAGGACAGGGCGCUCGCGUCGUCGCGAUGUCCAGUCCCCGGGGCAGCCCGCUACCUCCCCCCGAAGGCCUCCCCUCGCCAGCAUGCCCCGAUGUGGACCCGUGUCUGCCCGCCGGCAGCCCCCUGCUCAGCCCGGACUCGUCCUCCCACGAUGUCACCCUGUCGGCCGCUGCCGUCUCCCCCGCAGAUUCCGAGAACCUGAGCCCCGAUGAACUGGAGCUUCUGGCCAAGCUGGAGGAGCAGAACAGGCUGUUGGAGGCAGACUCCAAAUCAAUGAGGUCGAUGAGCGGCUCUCGGAGGAAUUCGGGCUCCUCGCUAGUGUCCAGUUCGUCGGCCUCCUCGAACCUGAGCCACUUGGAGGAAGACACCUGGAUCCUGUGGGGACGUGUUGUCAAUGAGUGGGAGGAGUGGCGACGCAAGAAAGACAAGCUGCUUAAGGAGAUGAUCCGGAAGGGCAUCCCACACCACUUCCGGGCCAUUGUAUGGCAGUUGCUGGCAAAUGCCACAGACAUGCCUGUGAAGAACCAGUACUCAGAGCUACUGAAGAUGUCGUCCCCAUGCGAGAAGCUGAUCCGCAGGGACAUUGCCCGCACCUACCCGGAGCACGACUUCUUCAAGGGCCAAGACAGCCUGGGCCAGGAGGUGCUCUUCAACGUCAUGAAGGCCUAUUCCUUAGUGGACCGGGAGGUGGGCUACUGCCAGGGCAGCGCCUUCAUUGUAGGACUGCUGUUAAUGCAGAUGCCGGAGGAAGAGGCCUUCUGCGUGUUUGUUCGACUCAUGCAGGAGUAUCGGCUGAGGGAGCUCUUCAAACCCAGCAUGGCCGAGUUGGGCCUCUGCAUCUACCAGUUUGAGUACCUGCUACAGGAACAGCUUCCAGAGCUCAACAUGCACUUCCGCUCGCAGAGCUUCCACACCUCCAUGUACGCCUCCUCCUGGUUCCUCACACUUUUCCUCACCUUUCUGCCACUGCCCGUCGCCACACGCGUCUUCGACAUCUUCAUGUACGAGGGUCUGGAGAUUAUAUUCCGUGUGGGUUUAGCCAUCCUACUGUACAACCAAACAGACCUCAUCCAGCUGGACAUGGAAGGCAUGUCUCAGCACUUUCAGAAGGUGAUUCCACACCAGUUUGACAGCUGCCCUGACAAGCUGAUCCUCAGAGCCUACCAGGUCAAAUACAACCCCAAGAAGAUGAAAAAACUGGAAAAGGAGUACACCACUAUCAAGAAUAAGGAAAUGGAGGAGCAGAUCGAGAUUAAGAGGCUACGGACAGAGAACAGGCUACUCAAGCAGCGCAUAGAGACUCUGGAGAAGGAAAGUGCUGCUCUGGCGGACAGGCUCAUACAGGGUCAGGUGACCCGGGCCCAGGAGGCGGAGGAGAACUAUGUGAUCAAGCGGGAGCUUGCGGUGGUGCGACAGCAGUGCAGCUCAGCCAGCGAGAGCCUGGAACGUGCCCAGACCACAAUCCGGGAGCUGCAGCAGAACCAGUACACAGAAGAAUUUGUGAAUGGCCUCCAAACACAGCUGGAGCAGAGCCGACUCCAGGAGGCAGAGCUGCUGGGCGCCUUGAAGGAGAUGCAGGACAAGGUGCUGAACCUGGAGAAGAGGAGCAACUCCCUGCCGGACGAGAGCAAUGUGGCACACCUGCAGGAGGAGCUGCGGCUGGUGAAGCUGCGGGAGUUGGAAACGCUGCGCUGCUUCAAGGAGAUGCAGGACACUGUGGCUGAGCUCAACCAGCGGUGGCAGCACCACACGGCCCGGGGGGGUGGGGCUGGCCACUGGAAGGAGUCGCCCAAGAAGAAUGCCAUUAACGAACUCCAGGACAAGCUGAUGGGGGCACGUUUGCGGGAGGCCCAAGCCCAGGCCGAGUUGCGGGAGGUCAAGUUGAAAGCUCUGCAGCUGGAGAGUCAGAACCAGAUCCACAGUAAGUUGGUGAGCCGCCAGCAGCAGGAGAGCACCGCUCUGCAGGAGAGGGUGCAGUACCUGAUGGUGCAGAACAAGGGGCUGCAGGGCCAGCUAAGUGAGAUGAAGAGGAAGCAGGCAGAGUUCGAAUGCAAGAGUAAAGAGGAGGUGAUGGCGGUGCGACUGCGAGAGGCUGACAGCAUGGCCGUCAUGGCUGAACUGCGCCAGAGAAUCGCGGAGCUUGAGAUUCAGAAGGAAGAGGGUCGAAUUCAGGGCCAGCUGAACCACUCCGAUUCCAGCCAGUACAUCACUGAUCUGCAGGAGCAAAUUGCUGAACUGAAGAAUGAGAUCAGGCAGCUUCGUGGACAGCCCUCCGCAUAUCAGCCCUCAGGAGGGGGAACAUUCCAGGACCUGUGUCUCACCGGCAGGAGCCCAGGAGAACGCGACUACCUUAGCUCAGAUGAGGAUCUGCUGCCAAGCCCCUUGCCAGCCAGCACUCUGUACACCUCUCUCCCAGCACCCUGCUGUCCUUCUCCACACCUGGCGAGCGAAGGCAGCAGUGACAGUGACGUGGAAGAGAGAGACACCAACACAGAUGACACCCCACCUCCCCAAAUCUUCCCUGGUAUGCAAUCUCUGCUGCUGCACGUCAACAGCUGGCUCCGCAUCUUCUGCCAUCUGCGCACCAUGCCUCGCUCAUUCCUAGUGAAAAGCAAGAAGGCAGGAUCCUGUGCCUCACGUCCCUGGACUGCCUUGCGCUCUUCGGGCUCCACCCUGUGUCACACGUCACCCCAAGAUGCCCGCUAUGUUGGAGGGCAACAAGGCGCCCCUCCUCAUGCGAAGCGCUCAUCUGAGGUCAGAGCGCCGCUCCAUCCAAGUCCCGUCUCUCCUGGGACGGCGGAAUGCACUCCACUCCUACCGCUGCCUAUAAAGCUGCAUGCCGACCCUUGUCUUCAAAACCCUCAGCCCAAAGAAGAGCCCCGCUCUGCUAUGGCUCCUCCUGUGUCUGCUCAGCCCUGUGUGUCGCUGAACCCCGGGGGUUCUAGAAGGGAACAGGAACUGGAAAGGCUGGUGUUGGCAUUGCUGAACACCAGGUGCAGGGCUUGGCACACGCGCCCCCACCUCCUCAAUAAACUCCCUCAACCCGCGUCUACCCUGUGUGGAGAGCUGUGCACCUCCAGGUGUGGCCUGCAAGACCACCUGAACAAGUGCAACAUCCCCAAGCUGGAAGCAAAUCUGGCUCCACAUACUCCUCAUGGUCCCAUCCCUCAUGCCUAUGCACCACAGGUGAACCCCUGCUCCAGAGUCAAGGAUGGCCGGUUUAGGUGUAACGUGUGCAGCAAGGUGUUCAAGCGCUCCUCCACCCUCUCCACGCACCUGCUCAUCCACACCAACACGCGGCCGUACCCCUGCCAGUACUGCGGCAAGAGGUUCCACCAGAAGUCAGACAUGAAGAAGCACACUUUCAUACACACUGGUGAGAAGCCCCACGUGUGCCAAGUGUGCGGCAAGGCCUUCAGCCAGAGCUCCAACCUCAUCACCCACAGCCGAAAGCACAGCGGCCACCGGCCCUUUUCUUGUUCCCUCUGCCAGUUAGGCUUCCACCGUAAGGUGGACCUGCAGCGCCACCAGGAUUUGCACUGCAAGUACCGCGCCUCCUCCAGCCAGUGCUAAGACUGGAGCGCACGCUGCCAAACGCACAGAGCACCGCUUCAGGCACGCGCAAAGAACAGCCUGCACUCCGAAGCAUGGGUCAUAGGUCAUAGGUCGGGUUCUGCUUCUCUUCAGCAGUCCAGUGCUGGAAGCUAAAAACAGAGGUGGAUUUGGAGUUUAUGCAGACUGGACAGUCGAGUUACUGGAUUCAGAAGGCGUGAUUUUUAACAUGUUACACGUAAGAGAAUUUGCCGAUGUUGC
Molecule: messenger RNA, 4066 nt
Organism: Scleropages formosus (Asian bonytongue)
Lineage: Eukaryota; Metazoa; Chordata; Actinopteri; Osteoglossiformes; Osteoglossidae
Product: EVI5-like protein
Exons: 25
Coding region: 281-3826 (1181 amino acids)
Biological process (GO): regulation of GTPase activity
Molecular function (GO): small GTPase binding; GTPase activator activity
Source: RefSeq, a predicted model, not a curated record